Messenger RNA from Ruditapes philippinarum (Manila clam), 2616 nucleotides. RefSeq lists its product as uncharacterized. NCBI's taxonomy places the organism in Eukaryota, Metazoa, Mollusca, Bivalvia, Venerida, Veneridae. The transcript is spliced from 3 exons. The coding region runs from base 204 to 2594 and encodes 796 amino acids. The record is from RefSeq and is a predicted model, not a curated record.
CCGGUUUUCAUGUUUUUACAGUAAAAUUAUUCUGAGAGGUAGAAAUGAAUGCUUUUUAACCAAAAUAUUUUUAUUUAUUUAUAUUCAGAGAAUAUAAGGCGAUCGACUCAAAAGACGAAAGGACCUGUCAGUUUGAGGAUCAUGACCAACCGUCGCUACGUAAUAGGCGGCCAACAACUAUACCAAGGGAAGCCACAUCGAUAAUGUCUUCGGUUGGUACACCUCUACCUAGGCCACCUUCAUCUACGUCAGCAGCACCCAGACCUGCUCCUAUGCCACAUACACCCACAGCAAUAGCCCCUUCACCCAAGACAAUAGAUCCUUCACCCACGACAAUAGCACCAACAACCCCGAUAAGGGGACCUACACCGACGCCAAAGACUCCUACACUUCCGGCUAUGCCACCUACAUCCGUGUCAAGAGCACCUACAUCACCUCCGGCUACGCCACCUACAUCCGUGCCAAGAGCACCUACAUCCCCGGCUACGCCACCAACAUCCGCGCCAAGAGCACCUACACCUCCGGCUACGCCACCUGCAUCCAAGCCAAGAGCACCUACACCUCCGGCUACGCCUACUACAUCCACGUCAAGACCACCUACACCUCCGGCUACGCCACCUACAUCCACGCCAAGAGCACCUACACCUCCGGCUACGCCACCUACAUCCAAGCCAAGAGCACCUACACCUCCGGCUACGCCACCUACAUCCAAGCCAAGAGCACCUACACCUCCGGCUACGCCUACUACAUCCACGCCAAGAGCACCUACACCUCCGGCUACGCCACCUACAUCCACGUCAAGAGCACCUACAUCCACUCCAAGAGCACCUACACCUCCGGCUACGCCACCUACAUCCAUGCUAAGAGCACCUACACCUCCGGCUACGCCACCUACAUCCAAGCCAAGAGCACCUACACCUCCGGCUACGCCACCUACAUCCACGCCAAGAGCACCUACACCUCCGGCUACGCCACCUACAUCCACGCCAAGAGCACCUACACCUCCGGCUACGCCACCUACAUCCACGCCAAGAGCACCUACACCUCCGGCUACGCCACCUACAUCCACGCCAAGAGCACCUACACCUCCGGCUACGCCACCUACAUCCGAGCCAAGAGCUCCUUCACCUCCGGCUUCGCCUCCUACAUCCACGCCAAGAGCACCUACACCUCCGGCUACGCCACCUACAUCCACACAAAGAACACCUACAUCUACACCAAGAGCUCCUACACCUCCGGGUACGCUACCUACAACCACGCCAAGAGCACCUACACCUCCGGCUACGCCAUCUACAUCCACGCCAAAAGCACCUACAACUCCGGAUUUGCCACAUAUAUCCACGCCAAGAGCUCCUACAUCUGAGCCAAGAGCUCCUUCACCUCCGGCUACACCUUCUACAUCCACGCCAAGAGAACCUACAUCUUCAGCUACGCCACCUACAUCCACGCAAAGAGCACCUACAUCUACACCAAGAGCUCCUACACCUCCGGGUACGCUACCUACAUCCAAGCCAAGAGCACCUACACCUCCGGCUACGCCACCUACAUCUACGCCAAGAGCACUCACAACAACGCCAAGUUCUCCUACGCCUCCGGCUACGCCACCUACAUCCACGCCAAGAGCACCUACACCCACGCAAAGGGCUCCUACACCCACGGCUAUGCCACCUAUAUCCACGCAAAGAGCACCUACACCCACACCAAAGAUUCCUACACCUCUGGCUACGCCACUUACACCCACACCAAGAGCGCCUACACGUCCGGCUAGGGCUCCUUCACCACCGCCUGUGACACCCAUACAACAACAAGCGGACAUGGCGCAGCAACUGGCAAAGGAACAAGCUGGUGCGAUGACGCAUGAGAAACAUUUAAAGAACAACAAAUACCGACAGUGGGUCAAGGCUGGCUUAGGCUUAGGUUAUCUAAAAGAGGGACUUGCACAGUUUUGUGAUGACAUAGGAAAACAGCAACAUGAAGAUAUUAUAAAAUAUAUUCAACAAACAAAGAAUCCGAAGCCAAAUGUAGCAUGUGGCGUCUGUAAGAUAACAACUCUCCAGCCAGACCACGUCCGAGUCUCAAAAGGGAAAUGUCCCUUGGGGCAAGAUAAAUGUAACUGUUGCUUUCCAAAUAAUAAGAAACCCUGUCCAAACAACGUAUGUGGUGCCAUCUACGACAACAUUAUACGGAAUCAUGCAUCAAAUCCACCAGCACCUUUUUGGAAAAACAGUGAUGCAGCUAUUUGGUCCACUGACAAAUGGAGCAUUUGUAAAUGCUUUAUAAAUGCUCCUGGUUACAAUGACAAAGCAUCGGCAUUUGACACGGACUGUUCAGGGUUACUCCAUGUUAUAAUAAAUAACAAAUAUUUUCACAAUCAUAUUGGAUGCAAUGUUACAGCACCAAACAAUCUUUUUUUAGAGGUCCGACAUUAUCGCAAUAAGAUUUUUCACUCAAGCAAUAUGGAGUUAGAAGAAACGGAGGCUAAUUCCUACAUUUGUGAUAUGAUAUCCGUUCUACAAGAUAGUAAGGAGCUUGUGCAUCACCCAGCUUCACAACAAGCUGUCCGUAAACUUCAAGAUGUAAGUGCAAAUAAUUAAUUCUUUGAAUAAGUAAGUUGAA